AAGGAGCCUUUAGAUAAACAAGAAAAAGCUAUAAAUCUCAUGUUAACUUCCACUUUUCAACUCUGCUCAGUCAGCAUGGAAGAAAGCUGUGUGGGUUUUGUAUUUUAAAUGUUGUUUAAAUAGAGGUGCCUAAUACGCCAUGUUCUUACUUUUGUGUAGUGCUUGCGAUGCUCCUUCAAUUUUCAAGAACUGAUUUCUGAAUAAUGAUAUACUUAUGUGUCUCUUUUUACUUAAGAAGUUUCAAAGGCAAAUGAGUCUUACAGUCAAAGUAUAAAGAAUACUUUGCAUGAAACCUAGAAGGUACUUUUAAAUAGCAAAUCUAUAGGAAAUUCUUGUAGCUACCAAGAAUAAAUAUUUUUGUACAAUUACAUGGAAUGGAGGUUUUUGUAAUGUAUAGAUAAGUAUAGUUUCUUCUAGCAGUCGAACCGCUUGAAGAACAUGUAGGUACGCUUUGUGCUUAAAAAUCUUCCUGAAAAUCACUAUGGACUUCUUAUUGAUGGAAAAAUAGUAAAUAUUUGGACGAAAAUUUACAAUGCGUAGCAGUUUUUAUAGCAUCAGAACAAUAUUAUUGUGUGAACAAGGCUUGGUACUUUCACACUAAGCAUUUUGAACUGAUAAAUUAUGUGUAUUUGUGGAAUAGCAUAAUAGCUAUAAAAUCUUAGUGUUCCCUUUAGAGUAAUUUUGUCAGCAUCUGGCAGAGUUCUAGAGAUACAGUUUGCAGGUCUGAUCUAUAUUUUGGUUUAAGGAAUCUGAAACAAAAAAAUGCCUGCAGAAACUAAUUUGCCUUUGUGAUGCCAGCUUGCCAGAAUUCUCAUGCUUGGGCAAUUUUUUGACCUUUUUAAUGUUUUGCAUGCUGAGCUGCCACAAACAAAUUUAACGUUUUCUAGAUUAUAGAGAUACGAGGAUUUUUUUCACUGUGGUAACAAGGUCCACAUUUGUGGUAAAAAGGUAAGUCUGUAUUUGUGCUUUGACAUUUGAGGGCAAUCUCUAUGGUUGCCACAGAGCAGAAAAGAAACAACAACUGAUUGCUCUCUAUCCUUUACUGUUCUGUAGAAGUGCUGUUUCACUAAAGUUUUUGGGUCUCACAAUGCAUGUAUAUUUCUGAUGUAUUUAUAUGGAAGAAACAGUAAGACUCCCAUCUGAUGAAGGAUUUUGAGGAUGAUGAGGAUGAUUGUGUUUCCAGUAACUGCUGCUCCUCAAAAUCUUUCAUUUGCAUGUCAUGGCCAGAAGAAAACAAAGUGCUCUCUUUUAGACUGGAAAAAUGAGGGCAGCACACACGCAUGCACAAAGAUGACUAUGGUGUGUUUGAAAAUGCUCUCUUUUUACCAGCUGUGAAGGAGAGGUGCGUAAACUCACUGUGGCACAAGUACUCAGAUAGGCUUUCUCGUGCUGAAGCAAAGUUCAUUAACACCUGCGAGAGCAAUAUUUCCCCAGGCUUGCAUCCAUUGUGGUUAAACUUGGUUGUUAAUGCUCAGUAAUGCUCAUCCUUGUGGCCUUUGUCUGUCUCUCUCGCUAUUUUGUAGCAUUGUUUUUUGAAAGCAAUAUCCAAACAUUUCCAGAAUAUUAGAAAUAUUUCAGAACUGGGCAAAAUCCUGCCAAAAAGAACGAGUCUGUCAGGAGCAGGGGCUGGAGGGGACAUGGCUUGCACUGACCCUGGCACAGAGAACAGCACAUGCUAAACAAGGGACAGGAGCAGGGGGGCAAAUGGGGUGACUGGGAGGAAGAGCAUUCCUUUCAUAUAAUCUGCUGUCUAUAGCUUUGCAAUCUGUUGUGAUCUAUACAGUAGGGAGUGUGUUUGCAGAGGGGAGCCCUGGAGUAGCUGUCUGCUCAAGUCUGUACGUGCUAUUCAAUGGGUUCUAGUUUCCAUUCCAGGAAAGCAGUAUCACCAGAUCUGAGUAAGAGGAGACUGCACAUAAACAAAGAAGCCAGCUGACUCCCUGCAUCAAACGCUCCUGGCUAGCCCUUCCACUGAGAAUUCACCCCAGCCUUACCAGGAGGAGAAGCAUUUUGGCUCUGCAUGUACUAUUAAGCCUACAACCUCCACAGACUGGAAAUUUUGCUGUUUCAUUUUCAUCAGUGAAUAAUUAUGAUAUCUCUUUGCUUUAGCAAACUGGAAAAUGGAAAUGAAGAGAAAUACAACAAAGUUGCUGUGGCUGUUGAUGUUCUUCUCUGAUAACGUGCCAUUCAGCUAUGAGAAAUCAAUGAGAGAGCGAGCUAUCGAGCUGAUGCAAGAUGCACGUUUAAUCGAUGGCCACAAUGACUUCGUACUGCGGCUGAGAAUAUUUUACCAAAAUAGACUCAGUAAGGUCAAUUUAAGAGAACUCAACAAGACCCACACAAACCUUGCGAAACUUCAGGCUGGUUAUGUGGGAGCUCAGUUUUGGUCAGUGUAUGUUCUUUGCAGCGCUCAGAAUAAGGAUGCUGUGCGUCUGACCUUAGAGCAAAUUGAUGUUGUCAAGAGGAUGUGUAACAGCUAUGAAGAGCUUGAACUUGUGACAACUUCCCAAGGUAUCUCUGACAGUAGAAGGAUCGCAUGUUUGAUUGGAAUAGAAGGUGGUCACUCCAUUGACAGCAGUUUGGCAACACUGAGGAUGUAUUAUGACCUUGGUGUUCGUUACAUGACUUUAACACAUUCCUGCAAUACACCUUGGUCUGAAUCAUCAUCUAAAGGAAUACACAACUUUUAUCCUAGUGUUAUUGGUCUGACUGCAUUUGGCCAAGAAGUGGUAAAGGAGAUGAAUCGCCUGGGUAUGCUGAUAGAUUUAUCUCAUACUUCAUAUUCCACAGCAAAAGCUGCACUGAAUAUCUCAAAAGCACCAGUGAUUUUCAGCCAUUCCUCAGCAUUUUCUAUCUGUAAUCACUCAAGAAAUGUUCCUGAUGAUAUCCUCCAGCAACUGAAAAAGAACAAGGGAAUUAUCAUGGUGACUUUCAAUGCAGAUGUACUGGCCUGUGGCAGAAAAGUUGUUAAUGUUUUUACCCUUGCAGACCAUUUUGACCACAUAAAGAAAAUUGCAGGUUCAGAAUCAAUAGGAAUUGGUGGUGACUAUGAUGGAGUGGAAAGUUUCCCUCAGGGAUUGGAAGACGUUUCUAAAUACCCUUCUUUGAUUGAGGAACUUCUUAGAAGAGGAUGGAAUGAAACUGAGGUGAAAGGGGUCUUAAGGGACAACUUUCUCCGUGUCUUCAGGGAAGUGGAAAAUGUGCGGAACAUUAGUGGACUAAUGGAUGUAGGUGAAAGUGAAAUUCCGCAAGAAGAAGUACAAAAUUCCUGCCGCCUAGACCUACAUAAUCAUCAGCUUCAGACAGCCAGGUCCUUCGGAUUUCCUUCUGUGGCACAACCUUUUAGUCUGACACUUGCAACUGUAUCGUAUUUAAUAUUCUAUUAUGAAUCAUAAGAUCUAUGGAGUCUAGAGACAGAUAUAUGGAGUAAUCUGCAAUGCAGCUAGCUAUCUUUUUUAGGUUUUCUUAAUGUAAAGCUAUGCAAAUUUUUUAAUAUAAUUUCUAUAAAUUCACCUGCAUACUUGAAAGUUAAUGUAGAUUUUAAGUGUUGUAGCAAAAGCAUUUAGAAUUUGAAGUGAUAAAUUCUGUGUCGUUUUGGCUAAACCAGGACCAACAUUGUUAAUGGAAAGUAUUCACAUAUAAUGAAUAAAUUCUCUAAUACCUGA
Molecule: messenger RNA, 3662 nt
Organism: Grus americana (Whooping crane)
Lineage: Eukaryota; Metazoa; Chordata; Aves; Gruiformes; Gruidae
Product: dipeptidase 2-like
Exons: 11
Coding region: 2118-3392 (424 amino acids)
Biological process (GO): proteolysis
Molecular function (GO): metallodipeptidase activity
Source: RefSeq, a predicted model, not a curated record